ACAAAAAUAUUGAAUUUUUGAGAAUUAAGACCUCAAAAUUAAUUUUCACUUGAAUAUAACUUAUUGUGAACGUUUAAGCUGACAGUGAACACUAUAAGUUCUUUGUUUCUGUUUACUUUGGCAAUAUAACACAAACAUGUUGCCGUUAUCUUUGUUGAGAACUGCACAGAAUCAUCCUAUGUUGGUUGAGUUGAAAAAUGGGGAAACCUACAAUGGUCACUUAGUGAGCUGUGAUAACUGGAUGAAUAUCAAUUUGCGUGAAGUGAUUUGCACCUCUAGGGAUGGUGAUAAAUUCUGGAGAAUGCCCGAAUGCUAUAUUAGAGGAAGCACGAUUAAAUACUUGCGAAUCCCAGAUGAAGUCAUAGAUAUGGUUAAAGAAGAGACUAUGGUAAAAGGCCAAAGACGAGGAGAUAUGAAAGGAGGGCGAGGUGGAAAUCAAAGAGGCCGUGGUGGAGGAAGGGGCUCUUUUGGAGGUGGCCGUGGAGGUAAACCAGCACCUCUCGGUAGAGGAGUGAAUCAAGGCGGAGGAAAUGUACAGAGAAAUUUACAAAGCAAACAAAAACUAAAGUGACUUAAUAUUUAUUUUAGAUAUUCAUGUAUUUUUAUCAUGUGUAUGAACAAGUGAUUUUAUUUAUCUUUCAUGCUAUUAAGAAUUCCAUGUAAUAUAGCAGUUUGUAAUUCGUUGUAAAUUAUAU
Messenger RNA from Ctenocephalides felis (cat flea), 695 nucleotides. Its product is annotated as U6 snRNA-associated Sm-like protein LSm4. Gene Ontology annotation, cellular component: spliceosomal tri-snRNP complex; P-body; U6 snRNP. Gene Ontology annotation, biological process: spliceosomal snRNP assembly; P-body assembly; nuclear-transcribed mRNA catabolic process. The record is from RefSeq and is a predicted model, not a curated record. The transcript has 4 exons. The coding region runs from base 137 to 571 and encodes 144 amino acids. Gene Ontology annotation, molecular function: U6 snRNA binding. Lineage: Eukaryota; Metazoa; Arthropoda; Insecta; Siphonaptera; Pulicidae.